Drosophila novamexicana is the source of this 809-nucleotide messenger RNA. RefSeq names its product DNA-directed RNA polymerases I, II, and III subunit RPABC1 (gene Rpb5). The record is from RefSeq and is a predicted model, not a curated record. The coding region runs from base 69 to 701 and encodes 210 amino acids. NCBI's taxonomy places the organism in Eukaryota, Metazoa, Arthropoda, Insecta, Diptera, Drosophilidae. Gene Ontology annotation, biological process: DNA-templated transcription. Gene Ontology annotation, molecular function: DNA binding; DNA-directed RNA polymerase activity. The transcript has a single exon. Gene Ontology annotation, cellular component: RNA polymerase III complex; RNA polymerase I complex; RNA polymerase II, core complex.
ACCAACCUCCACGCUGGUGCGGCGUGGUCCUCAGAUUUACUGACAUUUAAUAAAAAACUUCAAUAACAAUGGAUGAUGAGGCGGAAACUUAUAAACUUUGGCGAAUACGCAAGACUAUCAUGCAACUAAGCCACGAUCGUGGGUACCUUGUGACCCAGGAUGAAUUGGACCAGACUCUAGAGCAGUUUAAGGAAAUGUUUGGUGACAAACCCAGUGACAAGCGCCCGUCGCGCUCAGAUUUGAUCGUAUUGGUGGCCCACAACGACGAUCCUACUGACCAGAUGUUUGUCUUCUUUCCCGAGGAACCGAAGAUUGGUAUCAAAACCAUAAAGACGUACUGUACCCGCAUGCAGGAGGAAAACAUACAUAGAGCCAUCGUCGUGGUGCAAGGAGGCAUGACUCCCUCGGCCAAGCAAUCGUUGGUCGACAUGGCACCCAAGUAUAUACUCGAACAGUUUCUGGAGUCUGAGCUGCUUAUCAACAUUACAGAGCACGAGUUGGUGCCGGAGCAUGUGGUAAUGACAGCGGAGGAUAAACAAGAGCUACUAAGUAGAUACAAGCUAAAGGAGAACAUGUUGAUGCGGAUCCAAGCGGGAGAUCCUGUCGCGCGCUACUUUGGCCUGAAACGUGGCCAAGUAGUGAAAAUUAUACGUUCCUCUGAAACAGCGGGUAGAUAUAUAUCAUAUCGAUUGGUUUGCUGAGCGACUUGCAGACCGGCUGACAGCUCUUGUAAAAUCAAACAAGCGCAAUAAAAAUAUAUAUUUUCUUUUAAGCUUGCAUUCAGUUUAAAUGAAUAAAUAAUUACAUAU